CCCCGUGACGUCACGACAGGGGCAUUCCUGCCUCGCUCGGGGAGGGGCCAGGGGUUUGGGGGUCCCGGGGGGCCCCGGUUAUGACACGGCGGUUUGAGGGAUCUCAGGAGUUCAGGGAGCACCCCCGAACAGGGUUUGGAUGAGACACGGGGAUCUGGGGGACGCCUGGGCGCUUAGCGGCGUUCCAGGAGUUUUCAGGGCUCCCCGGCAUUCCGAGGACCCCCGAACCCCUACUUGCACGCCCCCAGGUCCCCCCCGCGCCGCUCCGCCCCAGACGGUGAAGCAGCUGCUGAAGGAGCUACGGCAGCAGAAGAGCAGGGAAGGGGUGAGAUCCCCGGUGGGUGACCCCCUCUCCCAGGCGACACCUCCCGCGGGGACACCCCCGCUCUCCUCCCUGACCCCCUCGCUCUCCCCCCAGGUUUUGGCUCUGCCCUCCCUGCCCUCCCCGCGCCCCUCGGAUGGUGCUCCCUGGCCCCUUGCCCCGGCAGUGACACCCAGCCUCUGUGCGGUCCCACAUGGGUCACCCCAUGGCAGCCCGGGGGGGGCCCAUGGGGGAAGGGCCUCCGGUGCGAGGGGGUUUCAGGCUGCUGCCAUCCCUGGCCCUGCCUGGCCCCAUCCCGCAGUGCCGUGGGGAGAAUUUGGGGCCCCCCUGCUGAGAAGGGAGAUCCGAGACCCGUAUCCUGAACCCCAGGACCUGGCAGCUGCCCGCGCUGCACUGGGGUGCCGAGACCCCCGGGAGCUGCUGCAGCAGGACGAGGAGGGGGACACGCUGCUGCACGUGCUCUGCGCCGGGGGACACUGGGCACUCGCCCGGGCUGCAGCCGAGGCUCUGCGGGACCUGGGGGGGCUUGAGGUGCGCGAGCACCUGGGCAAGACUCCACUGCUGGUGGCAGCAGCAGCUGCAGCCCCAGAGAUUGUGCGGGACCUGCUUGUCCUGGGGGCCAAUCCUGAUGCUGCUGACCACGACGGCCGCACAGCCCUGCACCUGGCCGCUGCCUAUGGGCACCCUGAAAUCCUCCAGGCCAUGAUAUCCUCGGGGGUUCCUGUCAACGUGGAGGCCAGAAAUUUUGAGGGCCAGACCCCUCUGCACUGCGCUGUCCUGGCCCACAACGCCUCGCUGCAGGGAGGCUACAGCCCCACGGGGGGCUCUGGAGGGGGGUCCCCUACUCCCCAGGACCAAUUCCGCUGUGUUGAGCUGCUACUGCAGAUGGGAGCAGACAGCAGCAGCCAGGACACCAAAAGCAGCCUGACAGCACUGCACCUGGCCGUGAGAGGAGGCAACCUUGCCCUUGCCCACCUACUGCUGCGCCAGCCAGGCAUGGCCCCCCGCCUCGUCAACAUGAAGGCCCACGGGAACACCCCCCUGCACAUGGCAGCAGCACUACCUGGGACCCCCAGCCAGGAGCCCCUUGUGAGGCUGCUCCUGGCCUGGGGUGCCGACCCCAGCGCCCGCAACCUGGAGCAUGACCUGCCCCAGAGCCUGGUGCCCCCUGGGGCCCCUGGAGACCAGCUCCGCCUCCUCCUGAGGAGCCACCGGGGGUCCCAUCGUCCCCCCCCCACCGCCGAGUGACAUCAGAGGGGCGGGUAUCAGAUGGGGGGACACCCCCAUAUUGGGGGAUUUCCUCAUGUUAACUUUUCCUGAUUUCAAUGAAAUUGCCCCCAAAUUUCUGUGAAAUGAGUCUGAACCACAUUGGUUUGGUGGAGGGAGGAGCACAGAGGGGGUCCAGCUCCCCCUUGCCCUCCCCCCCAGCCUCAUUAAUGGGGGCUGCUAAUGAAGCGUGUCUCCUCCAAAUUGGGGGAUUUGGGUGAAGUAUGCCAUAUUGGAGGGGAAACCCAAAAACUGAGAGAAUUCUGGAAUUAAAUAAAAACAUUCUUAAAA
This is a messenger RNA of Taeniopygia guttata (zebra finch), 1879 nucleotides long. The record is from RefSeq and is a predicted model, not a curated record. Lineage: Eukaryota; Metazoa; Chordata; Aves; Passeriformes; Estrildidae.